Molecule: messenger RNA, 1089 nt
Organism: Penicillium brevicompactum
Lineage: Eukaryota; Fungi; Ascomycota; Eurotiomycetes; Eurotiales; Aspergillaceae
Product: uracil-DNA glycosylase
Exons: 3
Coding region: 1-1089 (362 amino acids)
Biological process (GO): base-excision repair, AP site formation via deaminated base removal; base-excision repair
Cellular component (GO): mitochondrion; nucleus
Molecular function (GO): uracil DNA N-glycosylase activity
Source: RefSeq, a predicted model, not a curated record
AUGGUCAGUCCUGGCGUCAAGCGCAAAUCAGAGCAUCUCUCCGCACCAGACUCCAAGAAGCCCAAGGGCGGUAGCAUCACCGCGUUCUUCGGAGCUCCCAAACCAAAGCCCGCAACUGCAGGUUCAGGCUCAGUCGCACCGUCGCGGUCUAGCACAUUCAACAAAGAAAAAUGGGUAGCUUCCCUGACCCCCGAACAAAAGGAGCUGCUGCAAUUGGAAAUCGACACUCUGGACGAGAGCUGGUUAGCCCAUCUGAAGGAUGAGAUUGUCACCACCGAGUUCUUGAACCUAAAGCGAUUCCUCAAGAAGGAAAAAGAUAGCGGUGCCAAGGUCUUCCCACCAGAAGAAGACAUCUACUCAUGGUCCCGACACACACCCUUGCACAGCGUCAAAGUCGUCAUCGUUGGCCAAGACCCCUAUCACAACGUCGGCCAAGCCCAUGGUCUCUGCUUCUCUGUCCGAGCCCCCGUACGAGCUCCGCCGUCACUGCUCAAUAUCUACAAAGGCAUCAAAGUCGAUUAUCCCGAGUUUGAAUCACCGCCCGAUAAGGGUGGUCUAUUGACGCCUUGGGCGGAGCGUGGUGUUCUCAUGCUCAACACAUGUCUUACUGUUCGGGCACACCAGGCCAAUAGCCAUGCCAAACAUGGCUGGGAGAAUUUCACGCAGAAGGUCAUCGAUCUCGUUGCUCGGGUCCGGACUAAUGGCGUUGUCUUCUUGGCUUGGGGUCGGCCUGCUGGAUUGAGGGUUGCGAAGAUCAACAAGGAAAAGCAUUGCAUUUUACAAUCUGUGCAUCCUAGUCCUCUCAGUGCGCACCAAGGAUUUUUCCAAAAUGGGCAUUUUAAGAAGUGCAACAACUGGCUUGCUUCGCGGUAUGGGCCUGAAGGUAUCAUUGAUUGGAAUCUGGUUCCGAGUAAGAAGGCUCCUUGUAUCUCUGAUAAGGAGAACCUGGAUGCUUCAAGCAACCAGGCACCUGCUGAUCCUGAGACUCCCAAGGCUGAGGUCAAGCCGAAGCCGCCAGUUGAUGAAUUUGACGAUGAAGAUGCAAUUCAAGCUCUUGUGGAGGCUGAGGCUUGUUCGAGUCCUUUCUGA